AUUUCUCCCGCGAACCAGACCAGACUUGCCACACAUAAAUGCCCUAGGGGUAAAAAAAAAAACCAAAAACCCCAACUUCCAAGACGGACCGACGGUGCUCUACCCCCAUGGCCACCGCCUCUGCAUCCAACGCCGACGACUCCGCCGCCAACAAUGCUCCACCGUUGUCGUCGUCUUACUUUCGAAAGACAGUUUGUUUGAGAGAUUGGUGGUUGAUCAAGUCUGAACAGGACUUCAAAGGGAAGCGACUUGCCGUUGCAGGACUGACCUCUCAAGAGAAACAAGCUGUGCGAGCGUUCACCUCUGCACCUAUUCUUAACAGAAGUGACCCGUUAACUCUUGAAACAGUUGACGGGAUAUAUGUUCUUAUCGAUAGCUGCUUAAACAAGGUUCGCACAGAAGAAAAUGGAUUUCCCUAUGAGGUGUUCAGUCAUUUUGUUUUUGGUUUCCCUACUAACUGGGAGGAGUAUGCUGAGAAUUGGUUGGAGAAAGAACGUAGCAAUAAGGAUGUUUCUUCAAUCUUGGGUCGUGACAAGUUAUCCACAGAUUCAGGAACUGCUGAUGAUAUUAGUUGCGGAACUCCAAACAGAAACACAGCAGCUGUUAGUGAAGAAAGACAUGGUACCAGUGACAACAUGGAUGUAAACUCAGAAGAAAAGGGACACCAUAAACCCCAAGAUGAUAUUAGUGACGGAACCCCAGACACAAACAAAGCAGCUUUUUGUGAAGAAAGGCAUGGUACCAGUGACAAAAGGGAUGUGAGCUCAGAAGAAAAGGGACACUAUAUACCCCAAGAUGGUGCUUGUAACGACUCUUCACUUGAAGGACUUAGUCUGUCUGCAGGAAGAACGCUCAACCGUUCGUCAAGUAAAAUGAAGAGUAAGCUGAAGGGUGACCCAAAAUCUGUCAAGCCGGUAGAAUAUGAAGAAAAUAGGUUGGCUUGUGGUUCAUCGGGCAAAAAUAAUAUGAGAAAUGGUGCGAUAUGUGGAAAGAGAACAUCAGGGCGUAGAAGCACUUCCAUUCCAUCUGCAGUUGGACUUCAGCCUACAGAUUGUGAAACUGUGGGUGGAAACAUUGCCCGUCAAGCUGGUAAGCAGAGCAAGAACACAAGCAAGACACUGAGGUCUUGUGUUGGACUUAGUGAUGCGAACCAGAUAGAUGACUUAAAAAUUGCAGGCAGCAAGAAAGAAACUAAUGUUAAGGAUGCAAGCAAAUCUAGGGAGAAAACCAAAAGAAAAUUGACAUAUGAAAGUCCGGUAACCAAGAGAGGAACUGAGAAAACAACAUUUGUGUCUCCAGAAUCUUCGAGUUUCAAAAGAUCUAGAUCAGGAAGACUACUUCUACCCACCCUAGAAUUCUGGCGGAACCAAUUGGUGAUUUAUGAUGGGGAUCAUCAAAUUACUGGAAUUCAAGAAAGCCCUCGUGACGUAGAACCAUCUAGAGGGAGUAGAUCUGAACCUCAAAGAAUGCGAGGGAAGCUUCGAUGAACGUAGUGGACAGCUCCUCUGAGAGACCCUCCUUGCCAGGCAAGUACAAUUUGAUAACGACCUUGUGGGGAACUUAGAGCUGUCAUAAAACGCUUAAGAGUGUUAUCAUCUCUUUGAAAAGGAAAGAUGAGCUAUUGGGCGUAACACAAUUAGAGGUCAUCAUCUCUUGACCACUUAGCAAGAAGACCUCUUUUGAUGCCACCCUGUAUUUAGGUUUUUCCUUGUGUGGGGAAGGAACAAAAGUGAGUUACAUAUCUUGGUGAAUGGUAUUGAAACUCAAAGUUAUUCACCCACCUAUUCAGACCCUGUGUUUGUACAAACUCUGCGAUUGGGCAGUAACAAGAUGAGUUGGAUAGGACGCGACGAAUGAACAGAACACUUCAGCGUAGAAGUUACCUGAAUUCACAGAAAGAAAAACGGAAAUGUAUACCGCAAAUGGAAUGUGUUUCCCUGUUAGGCUGACUCUUGUUGUACGUUUGGCAUUGGAUGGUUCAACUAGGAGGAAAUUGUUACUGUUGUCAAUGCGAUACUGUGGGAAAUUAUGUACAGCGUAAAAGUUGCGGGGAGAAGAAAGCAAUUCUUUUUCACAUUUUUACCCUACCUUUUGGUUUCAUGAAUUUUAACAUGAAAUGGUUUCCUCUUGUUGGCAGAUUGAUAAAGAGAGUGAAGAUACUUCCGAUGGAUGAGUUUAAAAUGGCCUAUUUUUAUCAGAUUGCCCGUUUUGUGUACUUUUGUAUAGCUAACUAGUUCUUUUGGGGUUCGGGGGCUGUUUUGUAAGUUACCGGAUUCAUGUACAUAAAGCUUAUCUAGUACAGGAAUGGUCUUCAAUUGCAGCAUCAACUUGUCUUGCCAGUGAUGAUGCCCACAUUGAUGGUCCUUUUUAACUUUUUCCCAGAUGUUACUAUUGUCAUUCCAUUAGCCGCAAUUUGCCAUGCAUCAGUGGUAGAGGGUUGUUUCAUC
Rhododendron vialii is the source of this 2447-nucleotide messenger RNA. RefSeq names its product kinetochore-associated protein KNL-2 homolog. Lineage: Eukaryota; Viridiplantae; Streptophyta; Magnoliopsida; Ericales; Ericaceae. The transcript has 10 exons. The record is from RefSeq and is a predicted model, not a curated record. The coding region runs from base 108 to 1487 and encodes 459 amino acids.